AUGGAGAUACAGAAGAACCUCCUGUUUUGUGACUGCAUUCCUCCAGUGGAAGCUGUAAGCUUCUGGAUGCUGAGAUCCACCCAGAAACCGCUAGCCAAAAAUUCACAGCUGUUGGCUUUGGUGUCGCCUUAUAUUACCAGGCAGGACACUGUUAUGCGGGAAGCCAUCAGCGCUGAACAGAGGCUAGUUGCCACCUUACGGUAUCUGGCAACUGGGAGAAGCUUGCAGGACUUAAAGUUCUCGACGGGCAUCUCCCCCCAGGCUCUGGGCCUCAUAAUCCCAGAUACCUGUUCUGCCAUCAUCCAGGUUCUGCAGGAUGACUAUAUGAGGCUUCCGUCCACGCCACAGGAAUGGCAGACUGUGGCAGCGGAGUUUGAGACGCGUUGGAACUUCCCCAACUGCGGGGGAGCCAUCGACGGAAAGCACGUCCGCAUCGUGCCUCCACCCCGUUCUGGUUCUGAGUUCUACAAUUAUAAGGGGUUCAACAGUAUUGUGCUGAUGGCGGUGGUGUCAGCACAGUACGAAUUUCUGUACGUUGAUGUGGGCAAGAACGGCCGGAUGUCGGAUGGGGGAGCUUUCAGGCAGACUGAGUUCGGGGAACGACUCCAAGACGAAGAUCUUGCAUUGCCACCGGAUGCGGACAACGUGGAAGGACUCCCCUUCGUCUUCUUGGCUGAUGAAGCUUUUGGCCUGGGACCCCAUCUAAUGAGGCCAUUCCCCCAGCGCACCCUCACCCCAGAGAGGAGUGUUUUUAAUUACCGGCUGGCCAGAGCCCGGAGGGUGGUGGAGAAUGCCUUCGGGAUAAUGGCCAGCCGGUUCCGCCUGUUCCUAACCUCGAUCCAUAUGGCGGAGUACAAAUGGAACUAUAUCGUAUUUGCAUGCUGCAUUUUACAUAAUUUUUUGAGACGAAAUUCCACAAACUAUAUGGCCAUGGUUGGGCCUGAGGCUGGACUUAACAAUCCCGAGCAAAUGUUGCCGGGCCUGGAACCUGCCCGUACUGGCUUGCCCCCCCAAAGUGGCCGUGCAGUCCGUGACCAAUAUAUGGAGUAUUUUAUGGGUAGGGGGGCCAUUCCCUCACAAGCCAAUUUGGCUUAGCUUUGUUUUAUCACAUUAUAAAUCAGUGUACCCAAAAAUUUAAA
Rana temporaria (common frog) is the source of this 1139-nucleotide messenger RNA. RefSeq names its product putative nuclease HARBI1. The transcript is spliced from 3 exons. The record is from RefSeq and is a predicted model, not a curated record. Bases 1 to 1095 code for a protein of 364 amino acids. NCBI's taxonomy places the organism in Eukaryota, Metazoa, Chordata, Amphibia, Anura, Ranidae.